AUGAAGCCUCAUGAAAUUUUCACCACCAAAGACUACGACAUCGUCGUUGCUGUCACUUUCGAUGCUAUUAAUAAAGGGCUAAGGAAGUUGGCUGAGGCUGAUGAGAAGUUCCACACCAUGAUCAUUGAAAUGGCGUUCGACGAGGAGGGCGACCGAAUCGGAAAGCUGUAUGAUGACUGGGAAAAAGUUCCAAAGAACCCCUCCAAUAACAUUCCGGUUAAUACCACAAUUCGUGGAACAUACAUCCCGACCUUCACCGUUACUGAAAGCGGAUGGGCUGUUCAGCUGGGAGUAGAGUUUACUUCCGGAAGUGCAUGGUUCCGAGAUAUCUUUUCUGGCAACAUACGACCAGCUCAAGACAUCACGGGAUGGAAAUGGAGCAUUCCGAUCCGAGUUGGCUUUGCCGAGAUUCGAAAUGAGAGCGAGGCCGGCCUGGUGCCCGACGUUGUACGAAACCAAUUGGAGCAUUUCACUUCCCAAGGGUUUCUUAUAUCGCGUAUCUUCUGUGAUCUACAGAACAUUGAUCUUCUCAGCACCGCCGUGGCACCAGUCGCAACUACUGACCCUAAAGUUCAAGUCAAGGAUGUAUACAAGACUAUGUUCUCAACACUUUUGACAGACUGGCUUCAGGAUGUUAAGAAAAACUCAGCCAGGAACCCAUACAUCUUGGGCUACGUUCCCAGCUAUCCAUCCUCUGGUGAUCCAGACGUUGAUGUUCCGGAUUCUCUCAAACCAAUUGGAAACACGUUCAAUGUUUUCUUUGAUCCGGCAUCACAACCAAGAAGUACCCUCAACUUCAUCCUCAACACUAAAUCUUCUGCUCUUAAGCCAGGUAGUCAACCUCCCACCGACAUAUUCGAUUCUAGCUGGUUGUCUCCAACAGAUAUUUGUGAUGGCAAAAUGUCCUUUUCCUUUCGAUCCUUGGUAGAGACUUUAGUUCUCAGAACCUUCUAUGAUACAUAUGUCACGAGUAUCCACCAACAGAUUUCUGGAGGUGGUAUUGAACUUGGAGUCUUUAGGCUAUACAACGAAGCAAAGAGCUCCACUGGCAAAGGGUACCAUUUUGACAUCUACGAUAUGCAAAGCGACCCACUCAAUAAAUGCAAGACUUACUUCGACGUUUCUUUCUCCACAACAUCUCAGGGAAUAUCUAUCAAUAUUACAGGCUUCAUCUCUUGGGACAAAGAAAAAAAGAAGCAUGUUACGGUUAUCGGGAAAUCGGAAACUGCACGUGCUUGGGCUGGAGGCGACAUGACCUGGGAAGCCAGUAUUCCCAUCAAUCUUCACGAAAAUGAUAGUGGCUCACCAACACUGGAGGUCCUGAAUACUAGCCUUAACCCAACAGCGAUCAGAACAUUGCAUGAUUCAAAUGGCGUGGCGAAAAGUCUUGAUAAGAUAUCAGAUUUGCUUGGCAACAUCAUUGAAGUCGGAGGCUUGCUCACGCUAUUUAAGCAAAGCGAUUGGCUGUUAUUAGGAGUGCAUCCCGUUGAACUUGGCUCUACAAUCAUGGAGUAA
Molecule: messenger RNA, 1515 nt
Organism: Fusarium odoratissimum NRRL 54006
Lineage: Eukaryota; Fungi; Ascomycota; Sordariomycetes; Hypocreales; Nectriaceae
Exons: 3
Coding region: 1-1515 (504 amino acids)
Source: RefSeq, a predicted model, not a curated record